GGGGGUUCCGCGUGGACUGGCUUGUUCGGGGUUCUCCAGCAUGGCCGGGCUAGCAGGCCCCGCGAAGCCGAGUCUGGCUUUGAACCCGCAGGAAGACUCGCAGUUUGAGAAGGCUCUGACGCAGAUCCAACGGCGCGCGAAGAAGCCUCAACAAAAGAAGAAAAAAAUUAACCGUGGAGUAGUUUAUCUGGGCCACCUACCUUCAACACUUUCUGAAAGCCACAUCUAUGACUACUGUGCCCAGUUUGGCGACAUUAGCAGAUUCAGAUUGUCUAGAAGUAAGCGGACUGGAAACAGCAAAGGCUAUGCCUUUGUGGAGUUUGAGUCUGAGGAUGUUGCCAAGAUAGUUGCAGAAACAAUGGAUAACUACCUUUUUGGGGAAAGACUUCUAUCAUGUAAAUUUAUGCCACGAGAAAAAGUCCAUAAAGACCUUUUUAACCAGAGGAAUGCUCUGUUUCACCAGCCAUCAUUUCCAGCAGUGAAACGCUAUAAUCAGAAACGAGGACAUUUGCAGAUGCUGAAGAUGGAGUGUCGGUUUAAGAAGAAGGAAAAAUUACUCCGGAAGAAACUAGCUUUAAAGGGGAUUGAUUAUAGUUUUCCCUCACUGGUCCUAAAUAAGCCAAAGAACACUGUUGUCACUCAUGGGGAUUCUGAGGUUAACCAGGUUUUACCUGACCAGAAAGAAGGGCUUUCAGGCGUACCUAGAAGAAAGGAGAAGAUGAUGAAAGGGGACAUUUCCAAUAACAUCCCCAAGAAGCGUAAGAAGUCUAGGAGGAAGAAGUUGUCUGUGGACAGCCAGGGUCCUACGCCAGUUUGUACACCGACCUUUUUGGAGAGGCGAAAAUCACAGGUGAUGGAAGUCAGUGGCGAUAAAGAUGAUGAAAUCAUUCUCAAGCUGCCCGUGCCCCCAGAGAAAGAAGACACACAAAAGACCCCAACAUCUGCAAGCCCUGGGAAAAAAAGACCGAGGAAAAGGAAGAGCAAGCAGUGAUCCCACCAGCGUUCUGCGCACAGUUGUAGGCAGAUGUGAUCUUGUUCUAAGGGACGACUGUAUUUUACUAGGUGCAGUGACAUGCAAGCACAGAUAAGACUAUUGGAGGAGGAAUGCGUGUUUGUUUUUCCAGUGAGGAAAGCCACCAGGAACCUGACUGUUUUGCCCUUCUCUGUCCUGAAUUUGUCUUCAGGCUUCAUCCAUCCCUUACUUUUACUAUCCUUAUAAAACUCAGGCUUAACUACCACCAACAGUCCGUGUCGCCUAUCGGUGCUGUUUGGACUGUGUGUGGUUGUGUAUAUAAAUCCCCCAAAAAUAUGUCAGGCUUCAAUCUCAGGCAUCUGAAACUGGAAGUUAAAUCCAGAGUGAGAGGGCAGUUCAAGUGUGAAUAGAUUUACAUAUGUGUCCAGGAGCUGAGGAGGAAUCGAAAUGACCCACAGUUAUUGCAGCUAAGCUAGUGUGCAGGUUUCACAAAUCGGUUUCAGCAGUUGUAUUGAAGAUUCAGUGACCAGACUUUUCUGCAGUUUAUUUGUGUACAAGAGAACCUAAGAACUUUGGGGGGAAAUAAGACAUGUCACCAUCUCCAGUUGUAUGUUUCUGUGCCCUUUCUAUGCUUUUGUUUUGCUAAUUUGGGUUCAUUGAAUAUAACUGUCAAUCUCCUUGAA
This is a messenger RNA of Mus pahari (shrew mouse), 1656 nucleotides long. It is a transcript of the gene Nifk, whose product is annotated as nucleolar protein interacting with the FHA domain of MKI67. Gene Ontology annotation, molecular function: RNA binding. Bases 41 to 991 code for a protein of 316 amino acids. Gene Ontology annotation, biological process: maturation of LSU-rRNA from tricistronic rRNA transcript (SSU-rRNA, 5.8S rRNA, LSU-rRNA). Gene Ontology annotation, cellular component: nucleolus. Lineage: Eukaryota; Metazoa; Chordata; Mammalia; Rodentia; Muridae. The record is from RefSeq and is a predicted model, not a curated record. The transcript is spliced from 7 exons.